This is a messenger RNA of Hylaeus volcanicus, 1115 nucleotides long. Its product is annotated as pyrimidodiazepine synthase-like. The record is from RefSeq and is a predicted model, not a curated record. Gene Ontology annotation, molecular function: glutathione transferase activity; glutathione dehydrogenase (ascorbate) activity. The transcript is spliced from 6 exons. The coding region runs from base 332 to 1051 and encodes 239 amino acids. Gene Ontology annotation, cellular component: cytoplasm. Gene Ontology annotation, biological process: glutathione metabolic process. NCBI's taxonomy places the organism in Eukaryota, Metazoa, Arthropoda, Insecta, Hymenoptera, Colletidae.
CAGUCUGCAACCUGCAACCAUCUGAUCUGCAGCAUCGUCGUAUGUCAGUUGCAUUUAUCGACUUUCAGUAAUUUGUUCGGUCUAGAAAUAGUUGAAAUUGAAGUAUUGUAGCCUCUUCGGUAACUUCUCGAAGUAAUUUUAUUAGCAUCCAUUUAUAGAAACACGAUUAACAUACGUCAUAAGUACGAAUAAAUAGUCACGUGUUGUCAGCUUUUAUUGGAAUUGAUUACCAUACCAACACUUUACUAAGCAUAACUAUUUCCUCAUUUCUCUGAAAUUUUAUCAUUCUUUUAACUGUUUCUUUGCAAAUUCCCAAAUAUAUUUAAUAAUCAUGAGUAACGCGCAUCUGGGAGCUGGUUCUGAAAAACCAGCAGAAGUAUCAGGACAAACACGUUUAUACAGCAUGAUGUUUUGUCCUUUUGCACAUCGAAUUCGAUUAAUACUUUCUUACAAAAAGAUUCCCCAUGACAUUGUCAACAUCAAUUUGAAAAAUAAGCCUGAAUGGUAUUUUGAGAUUCAUCCAGAAGGUAAAGUACCAGCAUUUGUUGAUACCGAUGGUAAGGUAGUUACAGAUUCAAUAGAUAUAGCAAAUUAUUUGGAUGAAAAAUAUCCUGAACCCCCUUUAUAUCAUGAAGCAACAAAGGCCCGUGAUCUGGAACUGUUGGAUCAUUAUUCUAAGAUUGUUAAUAUUUUCUCAAAUUGUAUACAUGGCAAUGAUGAAAGGCCACUGAGUGAUAUUAUUGCUCAGAUAUUUGAUCUAUUAGUAGAAUAUGAAGAUGAACUUAAAUCUCGUGGAACCACUUUCUUUGGAGGAACUCAACCCGGUAUGUUGGAUAUAAUGAUGUGGCCGUGGGUUGAACGACGAAAGUCUCUAUCUUUAAUUUAUAAAGAACAUAUUAUUAUUAAAGAUGCAAGAUUCUCACAAUUAAUGGAAUGGACGAAAGAAAUGAAAGCACAGCCGUUUGUACAAGAAAACGAGUGUUCGCAUGAGAAAUUUGCACAAUUGAUCGCAGAUUUAAAAGAGGGAAAUGUUAACUAUGAUAGACUUUAAGUAUCUCAACAAAGAUAUAAAACUACUUCCGCAAUAUGUGAUAAUAAAUAGUUUAAUCCUUCUA